AUGUUCAAUCUUCUUUUCUUUCUCCUUUUCUAUAUAUCUUCAAUCUUCUUUCUUUCUUUCUUCCUUUUUCUUUAUAUUUUCAAUCUUCUUUCUUUUCUCCUUUUCUAUAUAUCUUCAAUCUUCUUUCUUUCUCCUUUUCUAUAUAUCUUCAAUCUUCUUUCUUUCUCCUUUUCUAUAUAUCUUCAAUCUUCUUUCUUUCUCCUUUUCUAUAUAUCUUCAAUCUUCUUUCUUUCUCCUUUUCUAUAUAUCUUCAAUCUUCUUUCUUUCUCCUUUUCUAUAUAUCUUCAAUCUUCUUUUUCUUUCUCCUUUUUCUAUAUAUCUUCAAUCUUCUUUCUUCUUUCUUUCUCCUUUUCUAUAUAUGUUCAAUCUUCUUUCUUUCUCCUUUUCUAUAUAUCUUCAAUCUUCUUUCUUUCUCCUUUUCUAUAUAUCUUCAAUCUUCUUUCUUUCUCCUUUUCUAUAUAUCUUCAAUCUUCUUUCUUUCUCCUUUUCUAUAUAUCUUCAAUCUUCUUUCUUCUUUCUUUCUCCUUUUCUAUAUAUCUUCAAUCUUCUUUCUUUCUCCUUUUCUAUAUAUCUUCAAUCUUCUUUCUUUCUCCUUUUCUAUAUAUCUUCAAUCUUCUUUCUUUCUCCUUUUCUAUAUAUCUUCAAUCUUCUUUCUUUCUCCUUUUCUAUAUAUGUUCAAUCUUCUUUCUUUCUCCUUUUCUAUAUAUCUUCAAUCUUCUUUCUUUCUCCUUUUCUAUAUAUCUUCAAUCUUCUUUCUUUCUCCUUUUCUAUAUAUCUUCAAUCUUCUUUCUUUCUCCUUUUCUAUAUAUGUUCAAUCUUCUUUCUUUCUCCUUUUCUAUAUAUUCUUCAAUCUUCUUUCUUUCUCCUUUUUUUCUAUAUAUCUUCAAUCUUCUUUCUUUCUCCUUUUCUAUAUAUCUUCAAUCUUCUUUCUUUCUCCUUUUCUAUAUAUCUUCAAUCUUCUUUCUUUCUCCUUUUUCUAUAUAUCUUCAAUCUUCUUUCUUUCUCCUUUUUCUAUAUAUCUUCAAUCUUCUUUCUUUCUCCUUUUCUAUAUAUCUUUCUUCUUUCUUUCUCCUUUUCUAUAUAUCUUCAAUCUUCUUUUUUCUCCUUUUCUAUAUAUCUUCAAUUUCUUUUCUUUAUCUUCUUUUCUUUCUUUUUCUAUAUAUCUUCAAUCUUCUUUCUUUCUUUUUCUCCUUUUCUCUAUAUCUUUCUCCUUUUCUUUCUUUCUUUCUUUUCCUUUUCUAUAUAUCUUCAAUCUUCUUUCUUUCUCCUUUUCUAUAUAUGUUCAAUCUUCUUUCUUUCUCCUUUUUCUAUAUAUGUUCAAUCUUCUUUCUUUCUCCUUUUCUAUAUAUCUUCAAUCUUCUUUCUUUCUCCUUUUCUAUAUAUCUUCAAUCUUCUUUCUUUCUCCUUUCUAUAUAUAUUUCAAUCUUCUUUCUUCUCCUUUUCUAUAUAUGUUCAAUCUUCUUUCUUUCUCCUUUUCUAUAUAUCUUCAAUCUUCUUUCCUUUCUCCUUUUCAAUAUAUCUUUCAAUCUUCUUUUCUUUCUCUUCUUUUUCUAUAUAUGUUCAAUCUUCUUUCUUUCUCCUUUUUCUAUAUAUCUUCAAUCUUCUUUCUUUUUCUCCUUUUCUAUAUAUCUUCAAUCUUCUUUCUUUCUCCUUUUCUAUAUAUGUUCAAUCUUCUUUCUUUCUAUAUAUCUUCAAUCUUCUUUUCUUUCUCCUUUUCUAUAUGUUCAAUCUUCUUUCUUUCUCCUUUUCUAUAUAUGUUCAAUCUUCUUUCUUUCUCCUUUUCUAUAUAUCUUCAAUCUUCUUUCUUUUCCUUUUCUAUAUAUCUUCAAUCUUCUUUUCUUUCUCCUUUUCUAUAUAUCUUCAAUCUUCUUUCUUUCUCCUUUUCUAUAUAUCUUCUUCUUUCUUUCUCCUUUUCUAUAUGUUCAAUCUUCUUUCUUUCUCCUUUUCUAUAUAUCUUCAAUCUUCUUUUCUUUCUCCUUUUCUAUAUAUGUUCAAUCUUCUUUCUUUCUCCUUUUCUAUAUAUGUUCAAUCUUCUUUCUUUCUCCUUUUCUAUAUAUCUUCAAUCUUCUUUCUUUCUCCUUUUCUAUAUAUCUUCAAUCUUCUUUCUUUCUCCUUUUCUAUAUAUCUUCAAUCUUCUUUCUUUCUCCUUUUCUAUAUAUCUUCAAUCUUCUUUCUUUCUCCUUUUCUAUAUAUCUUCAAUCUUCUUUUCUUUUUUAUAUAUGUUCUUUCUUUCUCCUUUUCUAUAUAUGUUUCAAUCUUUCUUUCUUUCUCCUUUUCUAUAUAUGUUCAAUCUUCUUUCUUUCUCCUUUUCUAUAUAUGUUCAAUCUUCUUUCUUUCUCCUUUUCUAUAUAUGUUCAAUCUUCUUUCUUUCUCCUUUUCUAUAUAUGUUCAAUCUUCUUUCUUUCUCCUUUUCUAUAUAUCUUCAAUCUUCUUUCUUUCUCCUUUUCUAUAUAUCUUCAAUCUUCUUUCUUUCUCCUUUUUCUAUAUAUGUUUCAAUCUUUUUCUUUUCUCCUUUUCUAUAUAUGUUCAAUCUUCUUUCUUUCUCCUUUUCUAUAUAUAUGUUCAAUCUUCUUUCUUUCUCCUUUUCUAUAUAUUUCAAUCUUCUUUCUUUCUCCUUUCUCUAUUUUCAUAUCUUCUUUCUUUCUCCUUUUCUAUAUAUCUUCAAUCUUCUUUUCUUUUUCUCCUUUUUUUCUUUCUAUAUAUAUUAUCAAUCUUCUUUCUUUCUCCUUUUCUAUAUAUGUUCAAUCUUCUUUUUUCUCCUUUCUAUAUAUGUUCAAUCUUCUUUCUUUCUCCUUUUCUAUAUAUGUUCAAUCUUCUUUCUUUCUCUUCUUUCUAUUUCAAUCUUCUUUCUUUCUCCUUUUCUAUAUAUGUUCAAUCUUCUUUCUUUUCUCCUUUUCUAUAUAUCUUCAAUUUUAUUUUUUCCUUUUCUAUAUAUGUUCAAUCUUCCUUUUCCUUUUCUAUAUAUGUUCAAUCUUCUUUCUUUCUCCUUUUCUAUAUAUGUUCAAUCUUUCUUUCUUUCUCCUUUUCUAUAUCUUCAAUCUUCUUUCUUUCUCCUUUUCUAUAUAUGUUCAAUCUUCUUUUCUUUCUUUUUUUCUAUUUGUUCUUUCUUUCUUUCUUUUUCUAUAUAUAUUUCAAUCUUCUUUUUUGUUCAAUUUCUUUCUUUCUCCUUUUCUAUAUAUGUUCAAUCUUCUUUCUUUCUCCUUUUCUAUAUAUGUUCAAUCUUCUUUUUUCUUUUUCUAUAUAUGUUCAAUCUUCUUUCUAUAUAUAUCUUUAAUUUUUUCUCCUUUUCUAUACAUCUUCAAUCUUUAUUUCUUUCUCCUUUUCUAUAUAUAUUUAAUCUUUUUCUUCUUUAUUUCUUUAUCCUUUUCUAUAUAUCUUCAAUCUUUUUUUCUUCUUUAUUUCUUUGUACACAAUUCCCCCCUCUCUUUCUUCCCAUCUUACUUUCUCCUUUUUCUGUUUAUUUGUCUCUUGAUAUUUUUUUCUUUUUUAUUUAUGUCUUGUUUUUUUUUAUUAACACUUUUCUUCUCAGAUUUUAACACUUCCUCUCUCACAUUCUUGUGUUUUUUUACUCUCCCUCUCUUCCUUCUUCAUCUCUAUAGAUUUUGUUACUUUUUUUUUCUUUCUCUCUCUUUUCCCACCUUAUGUUUGCAAAACAUUUUUACAAAUCAAUUUUCACUCCCACUUCUGCAUAUGUAUCUGCUUCUUUUUUUCACAAAUUUUCUUUGA
Messenger RNA from Acanthosepion pharaonis, 3726 nucleotides. Lineage: Eukaryota; Metazoa; Mollusca; Cephalopoda; Sepiida; Sepiidae. The record is from the annotation of a GenBank genome assembly.